Molecule: messenger RNA, 769 nt
Organism: Tarenaya hassleriana
Lineage: Eukaryota; Viridiplantae; Streptophyta; Magnoliopsida; Brassicales; Cleomaceae
Product: protein LURP-one-related 5
Exons: 2
Coding region: 37-666 (209 amino acids)
Source: RefSeq, a predicted model, not a curated record
AACAGAAAAUAACAACAACUGUCCAGAAUCUGAAGUAUGAAGGGAGGGUUGGUUGUGGACGAUGGGUACGUAUACGAACAAGAGAAGAACUUGACUGUUCGGAAGACGUCUCUCUUCUUCGCCGGAGAUGGAUUCACGGCGUACGACCGCAAGGGCUCGUUGGUGUUCCGCGUCGACUCCUACGGCGGUCCCGACUCACGCGAAAACGACGAGGUUGUCCUCAUGGACUCUCGCGGCCGAUGUCUCCUCACCCUCAGAAAAAAGAGACCGAGUCUGCGGCGGAGAUGGGAAGGGUAUAUGGGGGAGAGAUCGAACGGUCAGAAACCGAUCUUCAGCGUUCGGAGAUCGUCGGUGAUAGGGAGGUGCGGGGCGACGGUUGAGGUGUACGGUAGCGACAGGUGCGGGAUGUACCAGAUCGAAGGCGAUUUCUGCCAGCGAAGCUGCGCGGUGGUUGAGACACUGACGCGGCGGACGGUGGCGGAGAUCCGCCGGAAAGUUGACGCGUCCACGAACGUGUUGCUUGGCAAAGACGUGUUCUCCCUCAGCGUGAAGGCAGGGUUCGAUGGAGCGUUUGCGAUGGGACUGGUUUUGGUGCUUGACCAGAUCAACGGUGAAGAGUUCGUGGAGGUUGGCGAAGAACAGGUGCACCCCGCCGCAGAGUAUUAAUGAUUUUUCUUUUCAACACAAUCGAGUGGAGUGUAAAUAAUAUCGUCAAAGUUCUUGUCAACACGAAAUGGAUAAAGUCGACGGGUGUUUCCCUGUGCUUGAA